GAAGGGGGUAGAGAUGGACGAAGACAAGGUACGAGCCGUGAUGGAGUGGGACAAACCGAAGACGGUGAAGGCUUUGAGGGGAUUUCUGGGACUGACAGGAUAUUACAGGCGGUUCGUGAAGGAUUAUGGCAAGAUUGCCAGACCCUUGACCGACCUUCUUAAUAAGAAGGGGCAGUUUGCCUGGACGGAACAAGCAGAGGAGGCCAUGUUAAGGCUGAAGAAGGCAGUCACGACUGCUCCUGUAUUGAUUCUGCCCGAUUUUGACCAGCCGUUUCACAUUGAGUGUGACGCAUCCGGAAGGGGAAUUGGAGCGGUACUCAUGCAAGGGAAGCAGCCCAUAGCUUUCUUUAGCAAAGCGCUAUCUGAGGGGUCGUUAGGGAAGUCAAUAUAUGAGAAGGAAUUAAUGGCGCUGGUUUUAGCCAUACAUCACUGGAGGCCAUACCUGUUAGGGCAAAGGUUUGUGGUGCACACUGAUCAGAGGAGUUUGAAGUACCUUUUGGAGCAACGCAUCACCACUCAGAAUCAGCAGGAUUGGCUGGCAAAGCUCCUAGGAUACGACUUUGAGAUUGUGUACAAGUCAGGGGUAACCAACAAAGUAGCGGACGCCCUAUCCCGCAAGGAUGAGGAUGAGUUGCAGGAAGAGAAAGAAUUGUCGGUGAUUGCUCGCCCGUACUGGCAAGACUUCAGGGAAAUCUUGGAAGAAGUCGAGGCGGAUGAGGAGUUAAGGAAAGUGAUUGACGAUUUGAAGAGAGACCCCAACUCCCACCCCUCGUUCACGCUGGAGAACGAGCGCUUGCACUAUAAAGGGAGGCUUGUGCUGUCAGCCCGUUCGGCCUGGGUGCCCAAGUUGAUAGCCGAAUUCCAUACUACACAGACAGGAGGCCACUCAGGGGUCUACCGAACGUACCGCAAGGUGGCGCAAUCUCUUUAUUGGGUGGGAAUGAAGAAAGCCGUGACCGAGUUCGUUGCAAGCUGUCUGGUCUGCCAACAACAUAAAUAUUUGACAUCAUCACCGCAAGGGUUGCUGCAACCGUUACCCAUUCCCAACGCAAUUUGGGAGGAGAUAAGCAUGGAUUUUAUUGUCAAAUUACCCAAGUCUAGAGGAUAUGAUGCUGUGUUAGUGGUGGUGGACCGUCUCAGCAAAUACGGACAUUUCAUUCCCUUAAAGCACCCUUAUUCCGCACGCACCAUAGCCGAAGUCUUUGUGAAGGAGAUCGUCCGAUUGCAUGGGGUGCCGCUAUCGAUAGUAAGUGACCGGGAUCCACUGUUCUUGAGUAAUUUUUGGAAGGAGUUGUUCAAAUUACAAGGCACUCAACUAAAGAUGAGCACCGCCUAUCAUCCUGAAUCUGAUGGGCAGACCGAGGUUGUCAACCGGGUCUUGGAGGGGUAUUUGAGAUGUUUUUGUUCCGAACAGCCCAAGGGCUGGAGCAUCGUAUUACCGUGGGCGGAAUACUGGUACAACACCAGCUACCAGGAGUCAGCAAAAUGCACCCCAUUUGAAACCGUCUAUGGGAGGCCGCCUCCCUCACUGCACAGGUUCGUUCCAGGAGAAACCUUAGUGGAAGCUGUCAAUCAGGAGUUACAGACAAGAGAUGAAGCACUCCACCAGUUAAAGUUCCAUCUAGCCAGGGCUCAAGAAUUAAUGGUGAGGCAGGCCGACAAGGCAAGGAGGCCGUCCCAAGUAGGGGUGGGAGAUUGGGUCUAUCUGAAGAUUAGACCUCACCGACAAACUACGAUGUCGUCUACAGUACAAUCUAAACUGGCAGCUCGUUAUUUUGGACCUUUCCUGGUCAUUCAGCAGGUGGGGGCAGUCGCAUUUAAGCUGCAAUUACCAGAAUCCGCACGGAUACAUCCCGUGUUCCAUGCGUCACAGUUAAAAAAAGCAGUAGGGGACCACCGGAUCGAGCAAGAGUUACCAACAGACUUAGAGAUGGAGGAACCGUCUCCACGGCCGGUCCGAGUUUUGGAUAAAAGGCAGGUGCAACAGGGAGAGGACGAACGGCAAGAAGUCUUGAUCGAGUGGCAAGAGGGAGGUCCGGAUGGGGCGACAUGGGAAGAUGCCCUCACCAUCCAAGAUCAAUAUCCCGACUUCAACCUUGAGGACAAGGUUGAUCUUCAGGAGGAGGGUAAUGUUAGGGCCUGGCGAGUGUACGAGAGAAGAAGAUAUAGGAGGGAGAGGGGAGAGGACGAACGUCCAGAGCAAGGAGGUAACCGUACGGUAGCGGACGAGCGUGCCGAACUGGAGCCACCCUGGCCUGUUCAACAAGAGUUGUCUCAUUGGGACCAGUAUGCUGAACCUGAGCAGGAGAAUUAUCAGUCGCUGCAGCCAUGGCAGGACCAACUCUGUGACCAAUUGCAGCAGGGAAAUCCAGCUUCUGAACUUCAAGGGAUGACCAAUCAAGUGGCUCAGUUGGUAGCUGCUGUCCACAAGCUGACAGGGAGAUCUGAAGAGGAAGAGGGCACACCUGCUGCCAUUGAGUUUCAAACUUUUGAGAGUCAAACCACUUCAGCCAUUGUGAGCUCCACACCACAGUUUUAUCAAGACUCAGGUCAACCUUGGCAACCUCAAUUUGGUGAAUCAGAGCAACAAGAUGCAUACUCUCCAGAUUGUAUGGCACACAUGUGGAAGGUAGCAGCAAAGUUUGCUAGGAAUGAACCUGAAAAGGUAGCUGGUGAAUCAAGAAAACAGGUUUUCUCUGAACUGAAUAUUCAAAUUAAUAUUGAUGAGGUUCAAAUUCAUUUUAAUGCUUUUGAUCUAGUUAAAGUUGAACCCAUAAAACCUGCCAUUGAUACUGCUGUUUUGAUGCCUGCACACACUCACAUUUUAGAUUCAGUCUUUCACGUAGAACACAUUGAUAUACCUGAUGCUGUUUAUGAUGUGUGCACUGAGCCUGAUCACAGUUUUGAUGAUAAUUUUGUGCAAUGUGCUGACUCAAUUGAUUCCGUUGUUGUUGCAGAAGACAAUUUUUAUGAGUCAAUACAGGUUUAUUCUAACCUUGAAACUCCCACUGCCACAUCUGAAUUUCCUAUGCCAUUUGAUGCAUUUGAUUGUAUGUGCUUAGAUCUUAUAGAGCCUGUUGUUAACACUGCUGAACUUAUUGACUCUAAGGUUAUUAAAGCAGCACUUGAAAUUGAGCAUAUUGAUGUGUCUAUUGCUGUUACAGAGUUAUACACUGAUUUUGACACUAUUUCAAUUGAUGGUAGCUGUGCAGAAUGUGAUGUUGUGGCCACUGAAUCCUCUCAUGCUGGUGAGGUUGUCUUUGAUGAAUUAGUCCAGGUUAACUCUGAAUUUGAUAUUGCUACUGGUAUAGCUGAAAUGCACACUAUUUUUAAUCCUUUGCUUGAGUUACCUGUUGUGCCUGAUGCUCCUUAUAAUUCUGAAUUGGUAGAAAUAAUAUUUGCUGUGAGUUAUACAAAUGCAUCUACUGAUGGGUGCUUUGAUUCUGAUGCUUAUAUUCUGGAUGAUCUGUUAAAUGAUUCUGAUUUUUCCUGUGACAGUUCUGCACAAUGGGUGAUUCAAUUGUUCAUAUUAACUUUGAUCUGGAUGUUGCUGAUGAUAUACUUAGUGCAGGUACUGAUAUUGAGGAGGUUGCAUACACUGAAGGCACAAAGGUUACCCUUUGGAGGUAGGAAAGAAUCUCAAUGGAUCUCAAAGAACCUGGACCACACAGAAUGAACAGAAAAGGCACGAGGAGCGCUGGUUGAUGCAGCAAGGUGCUUGGAAAGUGCAGAACCAGCUGAAAGCCUUGAAUGGAAAGCUGUUAUUGCUGCAGCAGAGAGAUGGGAAGGAGCUAAUGCACACCUUGGCUGACCAUGGAGCGAAACCAAUACCAUUAAGCCUUUUCUUUACCCUUCUUUUCUUUUGCAGUUAUAGGUCUCUAUUAGUAGCUUGCAUAAUAAUAGGUAGUAUAGUAAAUAAUAAGAUACAAAAUAUGUUUUUCAUAAAAGUAAAAAGAAUCAAUUUUGAUCUGUGGCCAAUUUGAACAAUUUUUUUUUUAUGUAGCUUUGUAGUUUAGUUUUGUUUUUUGUAGUUCUGUUCAUGUAUAUUCUUGUGCUCUUCUGUGUUCAAUUCUUUAGUUCUAUUUUGUACAUACUUCUGGUUCAAUUUGUUUUCUUUUUCAAUUCUAUCUGAUGUUGUCUAUCUUGUGCAUACCUGUGGUUGUUUGUGCUGUUUAGGAGCCUUACCCACUCACACAUUGAGGGCAAUGUGCCUCUUAAGUGUGGGGGUGGGAAGGUAUAGGUUGAAAUUUUUGUUUUAAUGUAAAUAUAGAUCUGUUUAGCAUUAGUUUUAGUAAUAAAUAGGGGUAAAUUUUUUUUUCCGACGAUGUUUUUUUUCCCUUUAGUUUAGGUCUGAUUUCGUUUUGAAGCUGUAAAUACCUACUUUCAUAAUCUGUUUUAGUUUAAUUCUUCAUUCAUUUUGAGCUUAGGUUCUUUUACUUUUAAAUCUGUUUUAGAACUUCUUUUUAGUUUGGUUAAUCUGUCUUUGAUAGGUAGUUUAAGACUGAUUGUAAGUUUUUUUUUUUUAGAUCUCUUUCAUUUCUAUUUUCUUAUUUUAGGAUCUUAUUCUGUCAUUAGUUUCUAUUCUGACCUUUGUUUCCUUGCUUUAGUUUUCGUAUAUUAGGUUCUGUUUGAGUCUUUAGCUAGCAUUCCUUAGUAGGUUCGUUUCAUCUUAAAUACUGUUUCAAGUUUCUUUUCAUUUUUUACGUCUAUGUUUUAAUAGUUAUAGGUUAUUAGAAUUGUGUAGGUUUCUUUCUUUUCCCUUUUUGCUAUUUCCUUUAUAGACUUGUAAUUAGGAUCUGUUAGCUUAAUGUCUUUUCUCCUUAGGUUCAUUGCUUUAGGUUUCUUAUUGCCUCUUGCUUGCUUAUUUCUUUUCCCUUUUAUUGUUUCUUUUUGCAUAGAAGUUUUUGUUAGAAGCUGUUGAGGUCUUAGUUGAAUCUAUUCUAGUUGGGUUAGUUUUUCUUAGUUACAUUCUGUCUGUCUUAGUUUGUUUAGGUUGAACAUACUUGUGUCUUAGCUUUGGUUUAGAUUUUCUCUUCCUUUUCCUUUUGCUGUUUUACUUUGUAGAGCUUUGGUUUAGGUUCUUAUUAGUUACAUACUGUUUUGCCUUAGUUGUCUAGUGUGACAUCCCAAAAAUACAGCCAAAACUAUAAAUUUAGAAAAUCACAUUUAACAAUAAUUCAAAACAGUUUUUCCAAAUAAAACAAAAUUUGAAAAUUUGAACGAACGCUCAAGGACGAACGUCCUUGAGUACAGUCUUACAACAAAAAGAACGAAUGCGUAAAAGCCGCACGUCACACAUAAGAGUUACAACUGAAGUCGAACGCACAAAUAAAAACCUGACCGAACGGUUUACUCGGUACAAAUACCGAACGGUCGAACUUAAAAGAAAACGAAUGAGUAGGUCGAACGACCACUCAAGCCAACAACUAAUAGCCGAGCGUCUCACUGCUCGGUCUUCACUUCCACUUCAACCAGAUUCUCUUCGUUCAGCACCUCUUCCAAACACUCGUCUCCCUCUGCUCACAUCCACACAGAUGAUCAUUGCAAUGACAAGAUGGACGUACAUGACGAGACAACACAAGGAAAACGCAGGGUAAGCUUACAUAAUUUAACUCAUGCAUCAACAUACAAUUCAGUACAUAAUUCAUCACACAUCAAGGCAUUUUAACGCACGCACAAAAUAAAACUCAACACGACUGACCGUCCGGACUGUAUGAAUUCUGCAUAGUUACAGGCGUUCGCGCACCCGGGUGGUGUGGUAACUGGCAUCCUCAUCAGUUGCCACCCAAGGUUAGUACGCUCGUCCAAAGUACCUCUAAGGACGACGACCUUCUGCCGUUCCAACGCAUGACGUGCGCCCUCUACUUGAGGACGAGCACUCACGGAACAUCAGGAUCGAACAGCAAGCAUUAACUUCCCACAGUCAUACUUGACAAAUUCCAACAUUUUCCAAGAGUCGUUCCUACCUGGAACGCUCGUUCAAUAUUCAUAACUUUCAUUUCAUCUCAGAUACUGUUCAUCAUUCACUAUUCAUCAAUCCAUAAUCAUUUUCAUCAUUAAUGGGGAAAACAUCAAAAACCGAAAGUUCUGUCCCCAAUGAAACGAGGACGAACGCUCCGAGCGAGACCAAAAUACGCUCGUUCGGAUCAGAGAACGAACGGCAGAGUUGUAGUUAAGUUCGGGAAUGGCCAAGUAUGGUACUGUUCAUUGGACGAACGUCAUUUACCUUGAGAAUCAGUUGAAUGAACUGACGCUCGUGAUUUCAAACCAAUACUCUAAGAAAUAAUUUUAAGUAUAGAGGCCCUAGGCCGGAUCUAUCAACACAAAUGUUUAAAGACUUCCAGGGAACGUUUUUAUAAAAUUUAUCAUACUGAACCCAAUGCCAGUCAAUGACCGAACGUGGAAAUCUAAAGUUGGACGUACGCUAAUUUGCCAGCAAGGAACGAGCGCUCAGAAUCUUACCGAGCACCAUUUAGGACGAGCGCUCAGUAUAAGACCGAGCCUCAUUUGGAGCGAGCGCUCAGUAUAAAACCGAGCCUCAUUUAUAACGAACGCUCGUAUAAGACCGAGCGUCAAUUUGAGGGUACGGUCAGUGUAAAACCGAACGAUCCCAGUACGAACGUCAGGUGUGAGACCAAACGUUCAAUAACUUAGAUUGGUAGAACUUGAAAAAUAAACUAAGGGACUUUUGAAGAAGUGUUUACGGACGGGAAAGUAUACAGUUACAUAUACAUAUACUAUUACAAGGAGGAAGUUGAUCAAAAAUACCAUAUUUCAACAGUGCUUGGCCGAACGCUCAAGCGGAGUAUUUUAGGACGAGGACGCUCGUCCUCAACAGAGGAUUCGUCCAAAUGAAAAAAUCAACAUUUCAACCAUAUUACUAAGGAAAACCGAACGGUCAAUGACCGUCCAGAACGAACGUACAAUGUUUUUCAUGGGAAAGUUCAUUUUCAAUUCCAGUUAUAUUCCAAUUCAUCAAAAUCACAUACUUUCAUUCGUUCAUAUCAACCCAAAAUCUCAGAUUUCAUAUAUCUCGUUUCUUCGAACAUCUCAUACAUCAUACGUAACUUAGACAUAUGUCAUUUUCAUUCCAUAAAAACGAACGUUCACGUAAAUCAAUCAUAGUAACCUCAUACAGUCAAAAUAACGAACGUUCAUACCAUUCAUUCAUGUCAUCCAUCAUGCAUUAUUUCCAUAUAGUAAAAUAACAAACGUUCACACCCAGCAUGCAUCAAAAACAGUUAAAUUAAAUAAGCUUCCCUUACCUGGAAUUCUCCACUCAGAUUCUACUAGCCAACGCUCGUUAAUCCAUUAUACGAACGAACCCCAACACCAAACUCAGAAUUACCCCACUCUAAGAAAGAUUACGAACGUACACUCAGAAUUGAGUUUACAUGCAUAGAAAGAAUUGAGUUUACAUGCAUAGAAAACGAACGUCGUAGAGAGCGGGAAAAGACUUACCAGUCCAGCCAACCGAACGUCUUCUCUGAUAGUCCUUGACGCCGAGCGUCCUUCAACAGUGCCGGAAAAAUAGAACGGAGGGGAUGAAACGGUGGUUUCCUUUGAGAGAAGGUGCAGAGAGCUUUGAGAGAAGGUUCAGAGAAUGCAAAGAGAAGGAAGAGAGAAAGAACUCUCAGAAAUAGCACAGGGAUGGUGCGGCCAGAGGGAGUGGGGAAUAUUUCAGAAUUCAGCUUUUGCUUCCCACUCCCGUCGAACGCACGUUCACUCUGGCAAGCACAUGCUCUGCACUUCUGGUCUCUGACUGCCCAUGCCGGACGGUCGUCCAAUCUGAGGUCGCAACGUGUUUUCCACCAUUGCCGAACGCACGUUCUUACGCUGGCAGCACGUUCUUCACUGACGUUUCUGACUGCCAUGCUGGACGGACGUCCCCUCCCAGGGGACACGUGUAUCCCACUACCAAUUUCCACUACCGGUUCUGACUCAGCUUGGCGUGCGGCAGCUGGCGUCCGUCAGUGGGGCGUCAGACGCUGCAGUCUCCACGUGCGCUGCCGAGGUGGCUCGUUCUGCGCUCGCCACGUGGAUUCCACCGAGCGGACGUCAUUUCCGAGGCCUGACAUCUAGAUUAAUGGGCCCUUAAUAAUUGGGCUGAUUUCAGAAAUUGGGCCACUGAAAUCGCACUAGACCCCUGGAACGCUGCUGCUGCAGCAAGCACUGGCUGAUGUUGAUCGAAGAAGAAUGGGCCGCUGCUGUGCAUUACUGCCAUUUGGAGCUGAUGCUGAUUUAAGAACUGGGUCGCUACUGCAGAUUGAAGUUUGGGCCACUGGCUGAAUAUUAGGCUCUACUGGGACGCUGCCGUUUUGAGGUCUGAAAGUGAUUUGGGAUGAAAUUAAGUGGAACGACGUGCGUUUUGGUGCGUCUUGGUCAGCAGCUGCCUUAGGGGUCUCCUACCCUCAUUCUCAAUUGCAAAACACUCGAGCUAGGAAGUUUCUUUCCUUAUUUUUUAGCAUUUGAGUUCUGUUUAGAUUGUAUGAUAUUAGAUUGUAGGAAGUUGUAAUAAGUAGAUUUUGUUGCUGUUUUGACAGUGUUAUUUUCCUCUAUUUCAUUACAUUUCAAAUUCUUUAUUCUUUUAAGCAGAUGUUAUUUUAGAUUA
Molecule: messenger RNA, 8611 nt
Organism: Vigna angularis (adzuki bean)
Lineage: Eukaryota; Viridiplantae; Streptophyta; Magnoliopsida; Fabales; Fabaceae
Product: transposon Tf2-1 polyprotein
Exons: 3
Coding region: 14-3676 (1220 amino acids)
Biological process (GO): DNA integration
Molecular function (GO): nucleic acid binding
Source: RefSeq, a predicted model, not a curated record